AUGAGUUCACCAACAUCACCAAAGGAAUCACUGGUGGUGUCCUCUGAUAGUCGCAGGAAUAGUGAGAGUCAAGCAACAUCAAUAUUAGGAUCAUUGAAUCAACAACAAACUACAGCAGCGACGACAAAUGGAAAAUCACAAUCACAAUCACCUCAGACUCAGACACAAACAUCACCUCCAACUGGACAGACACAGACUCCACCAUCUUCAGCAGCAGCGGCAGCAGCAUCUAAUCAGAAUUGGAAGUUUAAAGCACAGACACCAACAGAUUUCAAUAAUGUUGGUAGGCGGAAGAGAAGGAAUUCAGAGCCAGGCAUAUCGGUUCAAAAGUCAUCAUACAAGACGUUUGUCACGCAUUGGAAGUUGGACACAAAGAAGUCUCCAAAGGUCACACAGGCUUUACAACAACAACAGCAACAAGUUCUACAACAACAGCAACAACAGCAGCAACAACAACAACAACAGCAACAACAACCUGUUCAGAAGCAUUCGACAAAGACUCCUCCAUUGCCAACAUCAUCAACAAAUACAAAGAAUAACAACAACAACAAACUACCAACUUCACCAUCAUCUUCACCACAUCCGACAUUCCCUUCAGUGACAUCAGCAUUCACAUCAGUUAGAUCGCAAGGCAACUAUCACGACGAUGUAGAUCCCUACAUGUAUCAUCAUCUACAGCAACAACAGCAACUACAACAACAGCAGCUACUACAACAACAACAACAACAGAUGCAACAUUAUCUUCACCCACUUGCAGGACAAUGGCAACAACCACCAACAUCAACAACAACAACGACAACAGCCAACCCAUACUCCUCUCCCCUACAUAGACGUCCAUCAUUGGGCGAUGAAGCACACAAGUUCCAUCCAUAUUCCAAGUACCAGCAAGUAACAUCACCCAGCGGCAUGACCGACUCUAUCGAUCUCGAGAGCAGCAAUAUCAAUGGACACCACUAUGGCUCGCAUCAUAGCGAACCACUCCCCAACCGACUGUCGAUCAGACGUGUGUCGCUGCCAAACAUUAGCAAGAUGCCCAACUCACCCGAGCGAUCACUUUCGCCAAUACACGAGAGGGAACUGUACAAAGACUAUUCACAUAAUUAUCCACCUCCCUCGUUCAACAUGAUCAGCUCGCCGCCAUUCAAACAGUUUGAUCGCAAACUUGACGAGCGUCUUUUAUCUGGCGUUGGCGGUGGCGGCAGCGGCUUCCAACAUACACUAUCUGUCCCCCAGCAUCAACAUCAAACCCAUACGAUGUCCUCUUCGUACUCUCCUCCACACUCACCUCCUCACCACUACAUGUCACAACAUCUCGACAACACUACCACCAUCCUCAACAACAAGAAGCCUCCACUUCAAUCGUCAUCAUCAUCAUCAUCAUCACAACAACAACAUUCAAACAAGACAUCAAGAUCUUCUUCGACGUCCUCUGCGACAGGCAUGCCCUUAUUCAACAGUAACAGCAAUAGUCUCAAUCACAGCAGCGAUCAUUUACACAUUACAUCUCCAACCAAUGGUGGUGCUGGAGGUGGGGGUGGUAGUAGCGAAAGGUUACCAUCGAUCCAUUCCUUACUCAACGAUGUUAAGGAGGUAUCAUUGAAUGAUUACCCUGGCUCUGGGGCACCCCAAACAACAACAUCAACAACACAAUUACAACUAUCAUCAUCGCAGUAA
This is a messenger RNA of Acytostelium subglobosum LB1, 1674 nucleotides long. RefSeq lists its product as hypothetical. The record is from RefSeq and is a predicted model, not a curated record. Lineage: Eukaryota; Evosea; Eumycetozoa; Acytosteliales; Acytosteliaceae. Gene Ontology annotation, cellular component: nucleus. Bases 1 to 1674 code for a protein of 557 amino acids. Gene Ontology annotation, biological process: regulation of transcription by RNA polymerase II. The transcript has a single exon. Gene Ontology annotation, molecular function: transcription cis-regulatory region binding.